Messenger RNA from Micropterus dolomieu (smallmouth bass), 1970 nucleotides. Its product is annotated as drebrin-like protein A. Bases 300 to 1769 code for a protein of 489 amino acids. The transcript has 16 exons. Gene Ontology annotation, cellular component: lamellipodium; plasma membrane; postsynaptic density. Gene Ontology annotation, biological process: postsynaptic actin cytoskeleton organization; positive regulation of axon extension; positive regulation of dendritic spine morphogenesis. The record is from RefSeq and is a predicted model, not a curated record. Gene Ontology annotation, molecular function: actin filament binding. NCBI's taxonomy places the organism in Eukaryota, Metazoa, Chordata, Actinopteri, Centrarchiformes, Centrarchidae.
AGAGGAGAACACACCCAGGAAUUGAGGAAUAUGAGCAAAUGUGUAUUUCCUCAUUCAGAAUCAUAUGGAUACUCUAUUGUCUUGUUAAUGAAUUCAUGCAAGUCUCUGGUAAGUAACUUCUGCAAGAAUGUGGUUGAUCAGGCUUCUCCCCCGACUGGUUUGACACAUCAGGAGUGGAGGAAAAAUCUGCUGUCAGCGGCAGCACUUUGUCACACCUGCCGAGGCUGUUGGAUCCUGCCGUGCGUUUGAUUACUGGCGUUCUGUUUGUUUGAUCUGUGAAUGCCGACACCCGGAAAAAAAUGGCAGUGAAUCUGAGUAAGAACGGCCCUCAACUCUUGGCAGCUUAUAAAGAAGUGGUGGACGGCAAGUCGGGUACAAACUGGGCGCUGUUCACUUAUGAAGGGAACAGUAAUGAUAUUCGUCUCGCAGAUAAGGGAGAUGGUGGAUUAGAAGAGAUGGUGGAGGAGCUGAACAGUGGGAAGGUGAUGUACGCUUUCUGUCGUGUCGAGGACCCCAACUCUGGUCUGCCCAAAUAUGUCCUCAUAAACUGGACAGGCGAAGGUGUGAAGGACUCGAGAAAAGGAAUGUGUGCCAACCAUGUGAGCUCAAUGGCCAACUUCCUGAAGGGAGCCCAUGUGACUAUAAACGCCCGCGGAGAUGACGACGUGGAACCGGACGUCAUCCUGGACAAAGUGGCCAAAGCGUCUGGAGGCAACUUUAAUUUCCACAAACAAACACAAGAAUACAGAGACGCACCCAGAGGACCUGUGGGUUCUGUGUAUCAGAAGACAAAUGCUGUGCAGGAAAUUCAACAAAUCAAAAAGGACGACUUCUGGGUCCAAGCUGAGAGGGAUGAAGAAGUCCGUCGACAGGAGGAGAGCAAACGAGCGGAGAAGGAGAGACAGGUGUUGGAGAGGGAGAGGCGGGAGAUGGAGGAGAAGCAGGCCAAGGAGAGGGAGAGGAAAGCGAAGGAGAGAGCUCAGCAGAUUGAGCGGGACAAGAUUUAUCAGAAGCAGAGAGAAGAAGAGGAAAGACAUAAGGAGGAGCAGCGACAGAACCAGCAGGAAAUCCAAAGCAAGAGGACUGGCAUCAACUUCGCUGCAUCUGUGCAGAAAGCUAAUGAGGCCAAAUCGCUGAUUUCUCAGAGAUCAUUUAAUCCCAGAGAUGUUUUCAAGCAGAAGGAGCAGAGCUUUGAGGCCAACGACAGACCGUCUCCUGCUGCAUCCAGACCUGGGAAGCUGCAGAGUCAGUUUCUUUCUCAGAGUUCCUUUGAGAGAGAAAUCCCGGUGCAGCCGGCCUCCACGCCCCCGCUGUCUCCUGCCACACCUGUACUGUAUGACUCACCUGCAGCAGCUGUCUUUUCGACACCACCAAAGACAACAGGCUCAGCUCUUCAAGCAGCAGCCGCUCCUUACGCAGAAGAGGAGGAGUGGUCAGAUGAGUUUGAUGAGGAGGCGGAUGAAGCCCACCCAGAGGAAACUUCAGGUCAGUACAAUCUGUACCACUCACCACAACCAGUUGGCAGUGAGGAGGAAGUGUAUGAAGAUGUUUACCAGCACAGCCCAACAGCUGACGAUGUGAAUGCGGGUGGUCCGGACGUCUCUGCCAGAGCUCUGUACGACUACCAGGCUGCGGACGAUAACGAGAUCACCUUUGACCCUGACGACAUUAUAACGGGGAUAGAGAUGGUGGAUGAGGGUUGGUGGAGAGGUUACGGACCUGACGGAAGCUACGGCUUGUUUCCUGCCAAUUACGUUGAGCUUCUCUAGCUUUCAUCGCUUUGUUCAUGUUCAUUUUUACAAAACCAAAACCCCCACCUGAGAUGACCGACAGGAAAUGGAUUAAGAUAACUCAAUAUUUCGCCUACAUCGACUUGUUUUGUCAUGUUUUUUGGUAAUAAUAAAUGUCUGUCAAAUGUCAAAAUAUCUCACUGUUAAGCUUGAUGGAUUAAUAAAAUUAUCAUUCCUCAA